CCGGGAUGAUAGAGGGGCAAUGACAGCUUGAUCAACAACAAGACAUUUACACAGAACAGAUCAAUAAAGUGUCUACUCACACGUGGUGUCUGCGUGUCCCUCCUGUUCACCUAGCAGCCCCUCACUGGAGAGAAGUCUGAAGGAGGAGGGCUCAGUCUCUCUUCCCCUGCCCAGCCAGCCACUAUGGAACCUUCUCUGCAGAAACCCACAAUGAGCUGUGAUAGUGGACUGGUGGAGAGGAACAUUGCUGGAGCCAGCUGACCCUGCCAAGCUAACCUCUAUGAGUGUUUGGCUCUUUUACCACUUCGGCGUCCCAGCCGACCCAGAGGGGAUGUGGGACAGUGGGGCCGUGGAUCCACCCGAGGAGGAGGGCCGCACCUUCAUGCAGGUUCUCAGCGAGAAGUACAGCCCGGAGAACUUUCCGUACCGCCGAUGGCCCGGCAUGGGCAUGGUGGUAGUGCCAACUCUCCCACAGGGCUCGCCCUUGAAAGAUCGUUUGAACCUUCCCAGUGUGCUCGUCCUGGCUGGCUGUGGAAUCAGCCAUGCGGGAGAGCAGAGAGAGAUCGCAGCCUUCUGUGCCCACGUGAUGGAGCUCGACCUGUCCCUCAACAAGCUCCAGGACUGGCAUGAGAUCAGUAAGAUUGUGUCAAACAUCCCCAACCUGGACUUCCUCAACCUGAGCUCCAACCCGCUAAGUGAGGUUGUCUUGGAGCCUAGCGGUGCUAAGGCCUUUGCCCGAGUCCGACGCCUGGUCCUCAACAACACUCAAGUGUCCUGGAACACAGUGCUCGUACUAACACGGGAGAUGCCUGAGCUGGAGGAGCUGUUCCUGUGCCUUAAUGAGUACACCACCGUGUCAGCCUCUACUGUGCCCUGCCCCACACUGCGCCUGCUGCACAUCACCGACAACAACCUGCAGGAAUGGGCCGAGGUGCGCAAGAUUGGGCCCAUGUUCCCCGGCCUGGAAACUCUGGUCAUGUCCAACUGCAACCUGAGCUCCAUUCAGGACUCAGAAGAAAUGCUGCGGCGCCUCUUCCCCAACCUACGCAGCAUCAAUCUGCACAACUCAGGUCUUAACCGAUGGGAGGACAUAGAGAAGCUGAACCAGUUUCCUAAACUGGAAGAUGUGAGGCUGCAGGGGAUUCCCUUACUGCAGACCUAUACCAACACAGAACGCCGGAGCCUCAUGGUAGCACACCUGCCCUCUGUAUCAUCGCUCAAUGGCAGUGUGGUGACGGACGGGGAGAGAGAGGACUCCGAGAGGUUCUUCAUCCGUUACCAUGUCGACUACCCAGAGGAGGAGCUACCUUACAGGUAUCACUGCCUGGUGACCAAAUACGGGAAACUGGAACCCUUGGCUGAGAUCGACCUUCGGCCCCGCUGCCACGCCAAGGUGGAGGUGCACUGCGAGGACAAAGUGGAGGAGGUGAGUAUCCGCCUGGACCAGACCGUGGCCGAGCUGAAGAAACAGCUGAGGACAGUGGUGCAGCUGUCGGCCAAUCAGAUGCGUCUUUACUACAUUGACAAGGAGUGUGUCUUUGGGCCGGAGGAGAUGAAGUACCACACCAGAGCCCUCCACUCCUACAGUAUCCAGGACGGGGACGAACUCCUGGUGGUGCCUAAGGCUGGCCGAGGGACUACCACCACUGCCAAACCACUAUCAAACCUUAACUCCAAAACCUUAACUCCCCCGCCAUAAAAAUAGAAUUACUAGAACGGUCCACCUAUCAUGGCACAUUGACUUGAAUGGGGAUGCAGUUCUAGUAAUUAUAUUUCUAUGCUCAUACCCUUCCCCAUCCUACUCUUGUCUGAAGAACUCCCUGCACCCCUCCUUAUGCCCAUCCUAUGUUUUACAUUCAGUGUGGGACACACUAUCAGGAAUAACAGCGACUCUGACUCUGAUUGGCUUGUGUUUCACCUCACAGCACCACACAUGCACACACACCAAUUAAUCAGAACGAAUGUGUCUUGUAUGCUUCCCUCUGAAGGUGUGCAUAUUAUGUGUGACUGAGUCCCCUCUUCGUCUUGGUGUAACGCCUCUGCCCUUGACUCCUAAAAAGUCUAUAUUUCGGGGGAGGAGCACAGGAGAUAUUGUGGAAUACAACCACAGUAUCUUUUAUCUUUAAGACAAUCUCUCAUUUGCAUACCCUGUGGUGUGCAGAGGAUGUUGAUGAAAGGAUAUGGUAUACUGCUGUGCCACAGACUAUGUUUCGAGUGUACUAGGUUGAUUGUACUGUACCUAACGGAAGUCUUCAUCGCGCUGUGUCAUUCCACUUCCUCACAAGACCGAGCCAUAGUUUUUGAUGGGUUAUUCUAAGUUAGGUUUAGUUCUUCUACGUUUAGUUCAGUAAGAUUAGUAUUUUUGGAGGAUACUUGAUAUUCAAACUCAAAUCGUGCUGAGUUUUCAAAUUGUCUUUCUUUGGCCAGAUGUAUCGUAGUGUUUAUAGGAUAUUGAUGCCUCUGACUGAAAUCAUUGAUGUACCAUAGAGUGCUGCAUGAGACUGUUCUUUCCUAAGUAUGUUUUUAUGUCGUUUGUGUUGAUCCUUCCACUGUCUGGGACCGUCCGUACAUGUUAAGCCUAAAUUACGUUUGAACACCUAUUGACACGUUUGCUUCUGUGUCAGAGCCAAAGUAUCUCAAGUCUAUUGCAGACAGAGGCUUUGUGUGUUCACCAAAGAUUUGUAUGAACUCUGUGUACUGUUCAUUGCAUUGUUGAUGCAUUUUCCUUGUGUGUAAAGAGGCUCAUGCUUGGUGUUAUUUUUGUUAUUGCGAGGGCAAAGGUCACUAUGUCAGUAGCGGUUGUCUGGGACAGCAGAACUAAGGCAUUGCUUGGUACCUCACAGCUAAGGGACACCGCCACUUAAAAUCCCAAUUUACAGGCUGUUUGUUUCCCUGUUGUAUCUUAAUUUACAUAAUUUGUUGUAUUAUGUCAUCGUCUGAUUUGGAAGACAGUAAAGUAUUGGAAGAUGCACUUAGUAGAGCUAGAUCUCUCUAAAGAUUGGAAAUUAGACAAUAGCAACAUAUUUCAUACCGCUUGUUGUAUUUAUUUAGUCAUUACAACUUUGUAAUAAGCAGUAAGGGUCCGUUAUUUUUGGUAGACAUAAUAUUUCUAUGUCGCUUAGAUGGCUACUUGGUCUACUCUAGACAGCCUCUCUUGGUUAGUGAACCCAUAUUUGAAUGUAGUCAGUAUGCACUGGCAAUCAAUCAAUCAAAUUUAUUUAUAAAGCCCUUUUUACAUCAGCCGAUGUCACAAAGUGCUAUACAGAAACCCAGCCUAAAAUCCCAAACAGC
Salvelinus namaycush (lake trout) is the source of this 3291-nucleotide messenger RNA. RefSeq names its product tubulin-specific chaperone cofactor E-like protein. The transcript is spliced from 10 exons. The coding region runs from base 281 to 1699 and encodes 472 amino acids. Gene Ontology annotation, biological process: protein folding. Gene Ontology annotation, molecular function: alpha-tubulin binding. The record is from RefSeq and is a predicted model, not a curated record. Lineage: Eukaryota; Metazoa; Chordata; Actinopteri; Salmoniformes; Salmonidae.